Molecule: messenger RNA, 5407 nt
Organism: Hemiscyllium ocellatum (epaulette shark)
Lineage: Eukaryota; Metazoa; Chordata; Chondrichthyes; Orectolobiformes; Hemiscylliidae
Product: ovarian cancer G-protein coupled receptor 1-like
Exons: 3
Coding region: 469-1509 (346 amino acids)
Biological process (GO): cellular response to pH; G protein-coupled receptor signaling pathway
Cellular component (GO): membrane
Molecular function (GO): G protein-coupled receptor activity
Source: RefSeq, a predicted model, not a curated record
UAGACGGUAUAUAUAAUGACGUGCCGAAACGGCAGUGUCUCAAUCAGGUCGUUUUUUCCCUUCAGCACAGGGACUGGGGAUGUACAUGUGCUGUCUGUGUUUAUAAACAGCCAGUUUACAAAGACUGAAGCAAACUUUCACUCAGGUUCUCAAUAUUUUUCUUCCCAAUGUUUGGCAUGGCGUGAACUCUCAAAAAAACAAACACAAAGCAACAGCUGCUCCGUUCCUGUACUAGCGACUAAAACUUUCAUCCAGUUUUUGUGUUCUUCUAAAUAUUUACACAACUGCUUGAACUCACAAUUACAGAAAUGCAAGUGAUACAGAAAUGCACCUAGAAAAUCUGCGAUGGAAAAGAAUUUGAAGAAAUAAUAUCAGGACAAGUUUGAUCCAACAAGCAAGACCAUAGCUGGGAAUCCAAUGCACAAAUAAGUUUAUUUUGAAAGAAAAUUUUCAGAGUUGUGUUGAACGAUGAGCAACUGCACUGUCGACCACAGUAUCCACCAGAUCCUGUUUCCUGCCGUCUACAUUGGGGUCUUCAUCAUUGGACUCCCGAUUAACCUGCUGUCCCUGUAUCACAGCUAUCUACAGAUCAGGCAGAAGAAUGAGCUGGGAAUCUAUCUCUGUAAUCUGACCAUCUCAGACCUUUUGUACCUCCUUUCCUUACCUUUGUGGAUUCAGUACAUGCUGCAGCACGAUGACUGGCAAUAUUCUCGGGAACUUUGCAUCUUCAGCGGUCUGCUCCUCUACCAGAAUAUUUACAUCAGUAUUGGCUUCCUCUGCUUCAUUGCUAUUAACCGCUACCUUGUUGUGGCUUACCCUUUAAAAUUUAAAGUCAUACACAGCAGGAAGGCAGCUUUGCUCAUCAGUAUUCUCAUCUGGCUCAAGGAGAUAGCCGUCUGCACCAUUUACAUGGGCUCCAAGGUUCUCAGUAAAGACGAGGGGAAUGAUACUCUGUGUUUCGAACAUUAUCCUUUGCGCUUAAAGGACAGAUAUUUAAAUAUUUACAAACUCUCCAUUGGCUUCAGCCUCCCUUUGAUUUUAUUGAUCUAUUCUUACUAUAAGGUGUUGAGAGUUGUGCACAAAAGCCAUGGACUUGAAAGACAGCGGAAAUUAAGAAUAAAAAAAUUGGUAUCUGGGACAAUCAUCAUUUUCCUGGCUUGCUUUGCCCCUUAUCACAUUUUCCUGAUGGUUCGAAGCAUAUUUGAGUAUGACUGUCCCUUUGCUGACAGCAUUUUUGAGGUUUACCAUUUUGGGCUCCUGCUGAUGAGCUUAAACUGUGUGGCCGACCCUGUUUUGUACUGUUUCAUAUCACAGAGUUCCCAGAGCUGGUUGGCCAGGUUCCUGGAUCCUGUUAUCAAUCUGCUUCCUUGUGGGAAAAAAGAAGAAAUUGUGGCCCUUGAGAUGAAGGGCAGCUCACCGCUUACAACUAAAACAAGUCUGUUACCUCAAAGACACCAGAAACGAGAAAAAUAUGAAUACCAACACUCAAAGCAAAACCUUUUGGUUUGAUUUCCUGGUGAACUUGAAGACUGCAGCAGGGCGAGGAUUCUCUUUAUCACUGGAGAUGGCCAUCAAUCAGAGUGUGAUAAUUCCAUCAUCUGUCCUCUCGAUUAGAGUAUCUACCAGAGCCUGUUUCCCACCAUCCACGUUGUGGUCUUCAGUUUCGGCCUUCCAGCUGAUCUCCUGUCCCUGUAUCACAGCUACCGACAGAUCAGGCAGAGGAAUAAGCUGGGAGUCUACCUCUGUCACCUAACCAUCUCAGAGCUGUUGCACUUUGCCUGUCUGCCCUUGUGAAUCCAAUACUUACUGGUGAAAGAUCAUUGGAUGGACAGUGAGUUGCUGUGAGCAUCGCAUUCUCCUGUUGCAACUCUGUGGAUUGCUACCUGCCAAUGGUCCACCCUUUAAGACUCUACACCUCCUGAACUUUGAAAGCUGCACUUCUGGUCAGUGCCAUUGCCUAGAUCAAAGAAAUUGGAAUCACUGUUUUCAUUUUCUCCCACAAUUGGGAUUGUGAAAGAUCAGAACAAUCACUUACCUUGUUUCGAACAUUAUCCGUUGUGGCCUUGACAAAGGAGAAUAAACUAGUACCGUCUCUCUGUGGGUUUCCUUUUCCCUAUUGUUUUGUUGACUUAUUUCCUAUCACCAGUUGUUAGCAUCUAUCUGCAAGAGUCAAGGCAUUCAGCAAGAUCAAAAGUUAAGGAUCAAGAAAUUGGUGUUAGGUGCCAUUGUCAUAUUUUGUAUUCGCUUUGUCCCUAAUCACAUCAUGCUGCUGGUCAGAACCCUGUUUGAGGACAUUUGCAGCUUUGUGAAGACCUCAUUCCAUUCUUACCACUUGGGGUUGCCAUUGACCCAUUUGAACUGCAUGGCUGAUCCCACCCUCUUCUCCUUUGUAUCUGACAGCUCACAUGGAAUUCUGAUGAGGAGUGUCUUGUCAACUUCCGUCAUUGCAAACAGAAUAAGGAAAAGAAAUGUUCACGCGCGGUUGUUGAUCCAGAAAUCUAGAGGAUUGGACAUUAACGCAUUGACCAGUGUCACCACACUGUAUUGAUAGUUCUUUCUUGUCUGAGUUAGAAGGUUAGAGACUUGAGCAUAUAAUCCAGGCUUCCAAUGCAAUAUGAAGGGACUGCAACACUCUCAGUGGUGCCACAUUUGAGUAAGAUCUUAAACUAAGAUCCUGGUGUCUCCCCUUGUUGGCCCUAAAAGGUUCUAUGCCACUAAUUAAAGAAAGGAAACAAGUUUCUCCCUACUGUAAUCAUGAAAGAUUAUCUCUUUUGCUGUUUCCAUAUCUAUUAAUAUCAACAAUGUAAAUCUCAGGAGAACAUCUGCAGUGGAAUCGUACAAAGUAUAUGUUUCCAUGGAAAACAAAGCUAAUGUCAAUGCUGUUUUAAACAGGCUGGGGAACAGACCGUACUGUUCAAAGUGCUUUUCUUAAGUUCUCUCUGAAUGUUUAUUUUGAAUCAAUCAUAUAAUUAACCAGUGCUUCAAAAACCCUUCCCAGAUAUUAGACGCCUUUAUAUGGUGCUUCACCGGCCACUGCUUCCAUUUUCUAUGACAGGAAUAAUGUGGUGUUGAGACCACAACCAGAACAGCCAGGACCUGAGUGAUUAGUGAAGCACCUUUGAGGCCCUUCCUGCACCUACACAGUCCUCCUAUCACAACCUAUUCCAACGUAUCUCAACCCAACCCAGCCAAUCUCACCUCAACCCACCUCAUCUAAUUCCCAAUCUUCUCAGUCUAUUCCAUUCUGGUUGGGCCAGUUAACUUCAAAUGAUUCCAGAGACUCUGCUGAGACUUGGGAUUGCAAUAGAAGAAUCAGGGUUGGAUUAAGGGUUUUGGGUGAUGGGACACUUUACAUGAGGGACAUCCAGUGUCCGUGUGGUCCAGUGACACACACUGAGAAACAGGACGAACUUUGUUCUGUUCUGCUGCAACUAUGCAGAGCCAAUCCCUGCGCCGUUUUCACAACUUGUUAUGUAGUUAUCUGUUCUUUACGCUGAAUAAAACUGCCUAUGUUUAGAGGAAUUCUGCACUGUGUGCCAAUCCUCACUACAAUUAGAUGAACUCAUUUCACAUCAGAGUUUUGCAGAUAGAACCACAGGAAAGCCUUCAGUUAUUUGAGCUUUAUGUGGAGUCUCAGUGGUUAGCACUGCUGCCUCACAGGGGCAGGGACCCGGGUUUGAUUCCAACCUCGGGCCACUGUCUGUGUAGAGUUUGUGCACUCUCUCCCCGUCUGCAUGGAUCUCCUCCAGGUGCUCUGGUUUCCUCCCACAGUCCAAAGAUGUGCAGGUCAGGUGAAUUGGCCAGGCUAAAUUGCCCAUAGUGUUAGUUUCAUUAGUCAGAGGAAAAUGGGUCUGGGUGGGUUAAUCAUCAGAAGGUCGGUGUGAACUUGUUGGGCGAAGGGCCUGUUUUCACAUUGCAGGGAAUCUAAUCUAAUCUAAACAAAACCCAGCACAGACGUAUUGGGCUGAAUGACCAAUCUGAUUGCAGUAGAAUUCUAUACAAUUAACCCAGAGAACGCUGGUUACUCAAGGUCACAAAGAGCAACAGUGUAUUAAUAUUUAAACUGCAACUCAUCCCAAAACUGGAGAGUUUGAAAGAGACAGCUCAGGAGCAAAGGAAAGUCACAGCAGAUCCUGGAACUUUGAUAUAAAAAUAAAAAAGGAAUUACUGGCUAACACUCAGCAGGUCAGGCAGCAUUUGCAGAGAGAGUGAAACAGAGUUAACAUCACAGGUCAGUGACCCUGUCCAAAUACCAAUUCCCCAGUGAUACUGAAUCUUGUAUUAUGCUGGUACUGGCUUCAUGGGUGAAUUUUGGAUUAAUUUAUCAAUACUUUUUGCAACUCCACAGAAAUCUCAUCCACUUUAAGCAUCCUCUCAGGGCAUUGCUUCAGUUCCAAACUUGCACAGUAUUGCUUAAACACGAUCUGUCCUUGAGAAAUCCCUGGAGUCUUGCCCAUAAGUUACCAAUCUUCAGUGGCCCAUGUAAUAGCCAAAAGUUUACCGACAGCCAGUUGAAGAAUAACCUGCACAGAAUUAUUGGCCUGGCCUUCUUUCUCAGCCACAUUUACAAUUUUGUUUUGAUAAUCUUGAAAGUUAUUCUCAGAGUCUCCUCUGUUUUUCAGAAUCUCACACAUGGAUUUGAGAAUGUCCAAUGUGAUAACAGGAAGUAAACCUAUCAGGAAUGUUUCUUUAAAAUUCAAUGUAUCAAAACACUUUGAAAAGCUUCCAAUGUAUCUAACUUCCCCACAGUUUGCACACCAGAGAUUUUGACUAAUUUUCAAGACAAUGUUGAAAACAAUAUUUAUUUUAUUUAUGUUCCUGUUUUUGUGCUGUACAUCUCUAUGACUCUAUGACUUUACAACAUUCAGAGAACAGCACCUCUGACAGAGCAGCACUCACUCAGUGUUGCAAUCGAAAGGUCAGCCAAGGUUUUGUUCUUAAGUCUCUGGAGCUUCUGAUUCAGAGAUGAGUGUGCUACUCAUUGAGACGAUAGCUGCUACAGAGAUUUCUAUGGUAUCUUUCACAACCUCAGAGUAGCCCAAAGCACUUUGCAGCCAAUGAUGUCCUUUCUGAAGUCUAGAUCUCACUGCGUUGUCGAGGAAUAUGGAAGUGACUUUGCACACAGCAAGAUCCACAUUGCAGCAUUGAAAUGCAACAUCUCAGGCUUUGGGAUGAGAGUUGGUCGGUUGGCACACUGUGCUCUCCUGAUCAGACAGCAGUUCUGAAGCACUGAUCAUAGCACUCCAAUGGCAAUACCCCCUGGGUGCGCUCAGGAUUAGGACCAACUGAAAUCUAAAGAAUUUAAAAUGAAUGCACCAUAUUGUGGAAUAAUUUGAUGAAAUCUUUUGUGUCGGUAUUUUUAAUAAACAGUUUAUUUUUGCGGGUAUUCUAUUUAUAUGUUUUAUUU